UAUUGUCUUCUAGUUUCUCACAGGUGUCUCUCUUUUAUUUAGGAGUGGCUAUGAGGCUGCUUCCAAGCACUUCAAUCCAGCUGAUGUGGAGGUGAACGUGGCUGGAAGAUCCUUUCUGGUCACUGGCGCAAACAGUGGCAUUGGCAAGGCGACGGCCAAAGAGAUAGCGAGGAGAGGUGGCACGGUGCAUCUGGUUUGCCGAAAUAAGGAACGGGCUGAGGUUGCCAAAGGAGAAAUAGUAACAGAAACGGGCAAUCAGAAUAUCUUCGUGCAUGUUGUGGAUAUAUCUAAUCCCAAGGAAAUCUCGAAUUUUGCUGAAAAAUUCAAGAAUGAACAUAAAUUAAAUGUGUUGAUCAACAAUGCAGGAUGUAUGGUGAAUAAUAGAGAAUUAACUGAAGAUGGACUUGAAAAAAACUUUGCAACAAACACUUUGGGUAUGUACAUUCUGACAACUGCCCUGCUGCCCCUCCUGGAAAAAGAAGCUGAUGCCAGAGUGAUAACUGUCUCUUCUGGGGGCAUGCUAGUUCAAAAAUUAAACAUAUCUGACUUGCAGUCAGAAAGUGGGACAUUUGAUGGAACUAUGGUGUACGCACAAAACAAGAGACAGCAAGUUGUCUUGACAGAACAAUGGGCAAAAGCUCACAGAAACAUCCAUUUCUCCGUUAUGCACCCCGGCUGGGCAGACACUCCAGCUGUGAGAUCGUCAAUGCCAGAUUUCUAUCAGAAGAUGAAGAAUACCCUGCGCACAGAGGCCCAGGGAGCCGAUACUGUUGUAUGGUUGGCAGUAUCAUCUGAAGCAACAAAGUUACCGAGUGGCUUGUUCUUCCAAGACAGGCAACCAGUCCCUACGCACUUACCCCUGGCAAGCACUCACAGUCCGCCAGAGGAUGAGGAGAAGCUAAUGGAGAUGCUGGAAGAGUUCUCCCAGAAGUUUAAAUCCACUUCUCCAGGAACUUAG
Messenger RNA from Cariama cristata (Red-legged seriema), 958 nucleotides. It is a transcript of the gene DHRS12, whose product is annotated as dehydrogenase/reductase (SDR family) member 12. The transcript is spliced from 9 exons. Lineage: Eukaryota; Metazoa; Chordata; Aves; Cariamiformes; Cariamidae. The record is from RefSeq and is a predicted model, not a curated record. The annotation marks the transcript as partial.